CACUAAGAUGGCGGCGGUGGCGGGCGGACGCAGCCCGGAGUCGGCUGACCGACAGCAGCGGCUGCUCCGGGCCCUGGGGCCAUUCGAGCCGCUGCUGACCUACUGCCAGACCGUGUUGGUGUGGGAGAGGCCGCUGCACAGCCUGGGCCUGCACCUGGCUGCCAACCUCGGCUUCUGGUUUCUUGCGUUAACCUCGCUGAGGCUGGUGUUCCUGGUCGCCUUCGGUCUGAUAGUGAUCGUGUGUGUGGACGCCUGGAAGGGCAGAAUUUGGCCUGGGCUGCGAUCUCGCAGCCUUCGGUUCAGUACAAUGGAACUGAUGUUUUUUAAGAAAACGGAUCGUGCUGAGACACAAGUGGAGGAGGACAGUGACAUGGAGAGCUGGGGUCUUGUUCACCCAAAACUAAUCAGCGUCCCAGAACUUUGUCACAGACUGGCCGAGUUCUCCGUCAGUGCAGAAAGAUUCCUGAAGAACCUGUACCUUUUUAAGAAGCAGAACCCUGGUCAGUUUUGUCUUUUAGUCUGUGGUGUGUUCACACUCCUGGCUGUCGUUGGGCGAUACAUUCCCGGCCUCCUGCUCUGCUACGUCAGCUUGCUAGGCCUGCUACUGUGGCCUCUGGUUGUCUACCACCAGCUGUCGUUAAAGGCUUACGCCAGGAUCGAACCCUUGCUCAAGCGUCUGGAUUUCAGCGUGAAGGGAUACAUGGUGACGAGGCAACGUGAGCGUCAGUUGCGUCGCCGAACAACAGCCGUCAGGGCUGCAGACGAUGGGAGUGACAGCGAGGCUGAGCUGGCUGCAUUCUGCCCCAAGUUCGAUGACUCUACGUUCGGUAAGGAACUGGAAAUUUCUGACUUCGAGCAUUCAGACGCAGAGGUGUCGUACACAGAAAACGGAACUUUCAACUUAUCCCGAGGACAGACCCCGAUCACAGAUGGCUCUGAGGAUUUCGACCGCCAUAGCGACCCUGAGGAGUCAUUUGCGAGAGAUCUCCCGGAAUUCCCGUCCAUAAACCCCGAUGCGACGGGACUGGACGACGACGACGACACCAGCCUGGGUAUUCCAACGACAUCCUACCAGCCCCUGCUUCAGGAUAACGCGAGCCUGUCCUCUGAUCAGGAGGAUAUCGAUGAAGACCUGUCCCAGAGCGGGCUGCCGUCGCCCCUGAGUUUCACGGGUAGCCAGGGCUUCUCUCUGGCAGGAGCGAUCGCCAGCAACGUGGUGGCGGCCGCGUUGUCGGGGGCCGCUCCGGAGGGACGGUCAUUGGGAGCUGCUGCUGUCCAGGCCUUGCACAAGCACGGAAGCGUAGAGGCGGACACGGAUGUGGAGGGAGACGAUUUUGAACUGCUGGACCAAUCAGAACUGAAUCAGGACGAGAACCUUGGCACCCACAGCCGGGGCACACGACAGCCGUCAAAGGCAGGGUUCCUCUCAAACUUUCUUCGAAAGCAGUAGGUUUGUGUGGGUGUUGCUAGACGACGCCACGUGGACCCAGUAGUUUAGCAGGGGAAGGGGGUCUGUGCAUAGGUUAAUAUAUCUUGAUUGGCUCCAUGGUUGCCCUUCCUUUCUCACAUGUGAACACAUUUGCACAGCUCAGUGUGGCAUAGGUUUACUGAUACUUUGUGUGAUCAAACCCCAAUCAAUAAUCAAUCUACCCAGACAGGUAAUUGAUACCCAGCUGACACACUUGGAUCAACAGAAUUGUCGUAGACGCAGCUUGGCGUGGUUUUGUGUACGUAAAAGGUGAAAUUCCGGCAACUGUCUGUGAGGUAUUUCUGCACAUCCUCCCCACAGUUAAUGUUCUUUAGCAUGGUGGAGAGUUGGUGAGUAAAGCCAGGCUUCGUGUGUGUGCGUGUGUGUGCGCGCGUGUGUGCGUAUGUGUGGUUUCAUUGUGACCUCGUAAAAUGCAUCAUUAUGCACUUAAACGUUCACCAGCUAGGAUCCGAGUUGCAGGGUGAAGCAAUUCGAUCCAAACUAUCGAGCACGGAUACUCAUAAGCGGCAGAUAAGAAGUAAACAUCGCUGUAGUUGGCUGAGAACAGCAGGACGUUUGGCAAGUUCAGCCUUGGGAUGUGGCGGGGGUGUGGGGUGGGGUAAAGGGGCUGAUAUGGGAAGAGAGAUGCUUUUUUAGAGUCCCUGUUUCAUCUCCCAAUGCCAAGGGAAAGUCACAAUCCUGCAACACGGGUGGGGGGGGGGUUUAAUUGGUUCUAACUAGUGGGAUGUUUAAACCCUGGUGCAGAAUUUCCUUGUGCUUCGCACCUCGUCUCCGACGACUGUUCCAUACCUCUACAGCUGUCUGUUUGGCUUGAACCUUGUCUGCUUGUUGUACCUCAAAACUCUGCAGUCCCACCUUCAGAGGUGACUGUAUUUUAAUUUAUUCAGUGUGUAGGAUGCAGACGCUACUGGCACUUGUCAGCUGGAAUUGCGGUGAGGAGCUGACCGCAAUGAGUGGAACAGGAGUUGGUGCUCUUGUUUUCUGUGCCAAUACAUUGCUGAAGAUGGUCUCUAUACCAAGAGACGCCGCACAGCAAUAACUUUCAGUUAGUCCAUCAGAUCGUGAUGACUCUUUAUUUAAAAAAAAUAUAUGACCAGGCCUGAGGGUCAAAAAAUGUUUCGGAAUGAGCUUAGGUAGUGUUACAGGAAGGGGUUGUGAACUUCCUUGGAUUUAUCAGACCAAGGGUUCUGGCUGAAAUGUGGUAAUAAUGACGGUCAGACACUACAGUUCAGUGAUCGGGUGACAGGUGAAGUUGGUCCCUCGACAUCACAGAUGCCCUUGGGUAACAGAUGAGAAGUCUGAGCCUGCGAUUGACAUCGGAUUUGGUCACGAUGAGACCCGAGGUGUGACCACUGCUGUCUUGACGCCGAACGAUGCUGACCGUCUUGCAGCUUUCUCUGACCGUAACCCUCAGGGGGGAAAAGGCGACAGGUGAGAAAUCUGGACCUGGGACGCCGGGACCCAAGGAGCAACCAUACUGUCUAACGUUGAGAAUCUCGCUGCUUCCCCUCCGUGAGGAAGCAGUCCCCCUGACUGUAGUGACGUCAGCGUAGUGUUGCACUGCCUUUCAACGACAGUUCAACAGUUUCCGUCUGUUUGAUCAGGGAAGAAAACAGCAAAUCAAAAUGCAAAUACUAAGCUCCAGGCCAAGGUGUUUUGAAGUAGGUAAAUGCCGUAAUCCAAAGUUCUGCGGUGAUGUGACGAAGCAAUAGUUUUAUUUAAGUUCAUUUGAGUGAGCAGACUUCUUUGAAGUUUCAGAUAUUUUUAAUACAUGUUCAUGACUUUUUAAAGAAAUUCAUUAUUGAUGGAGCACAGUGUGAUUUGUUGUAUUUGGAUAGAAAGUGAAGAUCCAGUGGGCGCUGUGUAAAAGUAGAUGAGGUGGUCAGUGCUUCUGUUUCAAUCCUUCAUCUGUCUGAACAUUGUGUUUGAGUUGAACUGUAGUGUUGAAGGAUUGUGAGAAAGUUCCAUUGAAAAUGCAGGCGUUACGAUUGUAAAUGCACAAUGGAUUACAGAGCGUUUGUGUAAAACUAUUGUCCUGGCCUCGUGUGCAGUGAUCCACGUGGCCACUUGUGAAUUCUCAUUAACUGGCUUUCACAAGAGGUUCAUUUCAUGUGAUCUUUCCGCAGGGUCUGGACUGUAGAUGCUAGCUGUUAAUAAUUGUGAUUCCAUCAGUUCCUGAAAUUUAAAAAAAAAUCUAUAAAGAACGGGUUGAUCCCUUACACCUUUAGAAAAUUGUAUGAAAUUAUAUGAAUACUAAAGUUUUAUUUGAAAGUUAGUGAGCUUUAAGCUUUGGGAAUUCGAGGCAAAGCCUUUCCUUGCCGACAGCUCCGACAUUUUAAUCCAAUUGACAUUUUCAGCAUUUCAUUAGAAGCCAAGGCAAUUAAAAUAUUUUGUAAAUGCAGAGUGGAUUGAACUGUUGUGUAGAACGUGCAGUGUGUAUUUUUGAUGUUAUGUGAUCUUCAGAAGCACCUUGUGUACUUUCCAACUUGUUCAUGUUCGAAGAUUGACUGACUUGAUCCAUUUGGACAUGUUGUUUUUGUAGAAAAGUCACUUUAUUUUUGAAUCACUCAUUAAAGUGAUUUUCUAAGUAUG
Molecule: messenger RNA, 4081 nt
Organism: Mobula hypostoma (lesser devil ray)
Lineage: Eukaryota; Metazoa; Chordata; Chondrichthyes; Myliobatiformes; Myliobatidae
Gene: retreg3
Product: reticulophagy regulator family member 3
Exons: 9
Coding region: 8-1450 (480 amino acids)
Biological process (GO): reticulophagy
Source: RefSeq, a predicted model, not a curated record